Molecule: messenger RNA, 3390 nt
Organism: Strongylocentrotus purpuratus (purple sea urchin)
Lineage: Eukaryota; Metazoa; Echinodermata; Echinoidea; Camarodonta; Strongylocentrotidae
Product: glycine receptor subunit alpha-4
Exons: 10
Coding region: 507-1985 (492 amino acids)
Biological process (GO): nervous system process; regulation of membrane potential; chloride transmembrane transport
Cellular component (GO): neuron projection; synapse; membrane
Molecular function (GO): extracellular ligand-gated monoatomic ion channel activity; transmembrane signaling receptor activity; chloride channel activity
Source: RefSeq, a predicted model, not a curated record
GAGUUAGCAAAGAAAAUAAUACUUAGCUGGUAGAAUUGUUGAAUGUACUUUAAUGUUUAGCAUAUGUUAUAUUUCACUCAAUCAUUGAGGAAUUAAUGUAAAUAUGUAUUGAAAUUAUGGAAAUGAGAACCUCGCUUGAGGACUGAAAAGAGAAAAGAAAAAAAAACAUGACACCCGACAAAAGCAAAAUUGGCCUAAAUGCAAUUAGCAAGGCGCUCAUGUAGAAAAUAAUUUAUUCCUACCAGGUAUAAUUCCAUUUGAAAACAUGUCUUGCUAUAAACGACGUGUAUAAGCCGCCCGCUUCAUUACAUAAGUGCGCGUUUUGAAAAUUAGCUCUUCUGUUAUGUAAUACAUUACGUAGUAUAGAAUAGAAGGAUUAUUUCACAGCCUACAUUAAAUAUUUUGAGCGACAAAAAAAUUGCAAAUGCGAAUGAAACGGCCAUAACAUGUCAACACAUGCAUUGAUAAACCCACCGGUGUCAUAGGCACUCCUCCAUCUAGACGCCAUGGCUAACAUGAUCAUGCGUGUGCUUAUCAUCUUGGGCAUAUGGAUUUUACACUGCGAGAUAACAGAGUCAUUGAAUUGCACAGCUCAAGAUGCCGAGGAGAGAUUGGUUUCGUCACUUUACAAUGAGCUUCUUGAUGGAUACGACUCGAGAGUUCGACCAUGUGUUAAUGGUGAUGCCGUUCAUGUAUUCCUUGAUGUUUUUCUGGCAAGCUUGGAUGGCAUUGAUGAGAAACAUUUGGACUAUUCAAUCACAGCCACCAUCCACCAGCGGUGGCAUGACCCCCGCCUAACCUUCAAUGGAACUACGACCCUACCCCCAACGGCGUACCUGGUAGAUAGGGUGUGGCACCCCAACAUCGUCAUCGGUAACGCCAAAGAAGUUUUACUACACCACAUCUCAGAUACAAACCAGUACGUCACGGUUGACUGGGAUGGGAACGUCACGUUGGUACAAAGGUUAUCCGUAAAGUUAUCCUGCGCUAUGGAUUUUCAUCGUUUCCCAAUGGAUACUCAGAAGUGUAACAUGGAUCUCCAAAGCUUUGGUCUGACCACGAGUGACCUGGUCCUACUGUGGGGUGCCCAGAAGCUGGAAUUCCACAGUCAUCAUAUGCGACUGCCUCAGUAUUUCCUGAUUGGUGUAGAUUUCUUCGACUGUACUGAACAACGUUAUAAUGGAAUUUUCUCCUGCGUUCGAGCUCAGUUCACGCUGGAACGUACCCUGGGUUACUACAUGCUUCAAGCUUUCAUUCCUAGCAUCGCCCUGGUCAUGGUGUCAUGGGUCACUUUUUGGAUCGAUGUCCGAGCCUCUCCAGCCAGGGUCGGUCUCGGCGUUACCAUCAUCCUCUCCGUCAUCUCGAAGACCAACGGGGUCAGGCUCGACAUCCCGCCCGUGUCCUACCUCAAGGCGAUUGACGUAUGGUACACAUCGUGUCUUUUCUUCGUGAUCGGAGCCCUGCUCGAAUACGCUUUGGUUCACCAUCUUUCCCUGGGAACGAAAAAGACCAAACAGAAAGUUCUUGCAUUCAUACCAAAGCAGGGUUCAUCGAGUCAGGAGAGUGCGAUGGGGGUCAGCCAUGGUACCAUCGAGAGCAUCUCGGCACCAUGCCGAAUAAGUAGACAGCAUCAGGUUAUACGUCGAGAUGAAACAACAGGCGAAUUACGUACAACCGCAUCAGCGCCACCUCUCGACAAUAAACACCCACAACCAUUGCAGACGACGUCGCCAUCUGGAAGACAGGCGUCGGCGAUAGGGAGGGAAACCUCUCGCAUGCAAGGACAAGAAGUAUCAACAUGUUAUCACUGUAACUCGAUGCCAGGAGAAACACAUGUCAUUGAUUUGAUUAGCAGAUGGCUUUUCUCGAUUGGAUUCGCCAUUUUUAAUAUUUGCUUCUGGGCGUAUUAUCUGCCUACGAAUUAUACGCCCGAGUAUCUUACUGAUGACGAGAAAUUUGUAUCGCAUUCGGUGGGCAAUUUAUAGGUGUAAUGUUAGGUGUGUGGUGUGGUGUGGUGUGGUGGUGGUUAUUUUACCUGACUGCUAAGAAAGCAUAAAUGAUUGUAAGUAAGCAACCAGACGGUCGACGGCUUUAGGUCCUCUCCGAGGGACCUGGUAAUGAGACAUAUUGUCAUGCUUCUAAAUCAAGCUAUACGCUUAACGCCUCGAAAUUAUUCAGUCUGAUUAUAAAUCAUGUGCUUUGUUUUGGUGUGAUUGAAUUCAAUGACAACUACCGGAUUGUUUGUUAAAUAAUAAUUAAGCAAGUGAUGGGAGCUUUUUUUGCUCAGCAUACACUCUGAAUAGGAUGUAUUAAAUAUGAAUUGAACAUAAUAUGGUCUAUAGGAUGAAAUUCUUUCAGGAACUCCUUCGUUUUCGAGUAUUCUCGCAUGGAGCAUUAUUUCAAUGUGGCCUUAAUUAACCCAUCAUAAGACACUAUAUUAAACUGAUUGAAUAUCUUGCUCAUGAAAGUGUACCAACUAUAUAAUGUUACGUACCUCAUCGCAUGCCCACACAAAUCGUGUCUGUCCGUUGUUUAUUUAUCGUAAUUGAAUGUUGACUUUGAAUGGAGUUUUCUUAAGAUAAUAACUUACCGUAUUGAUAUCACCCAGAGAAUAGAUCUAGUACAAAUUAAAACAUGAAUAUUGUGGUCAGGAUCUAGCUGUCUUUAUGAGGGGCGGGUGGGGGCAGUUGCGGUAGAGGAGAUUGAUGGCCCAUUCCCGGCUCCAAAAAAACUUCAUUCCCCAAAAUGUAAUUCGAGAGGCAAAUUUAGAAAACGAACGCUUGUGCCUCACAGCCCCUCCCCGACAGAUAUUCAAGAACCUAUCCUGUUGUGUGUGGGGGGGGGGGGGGGUACCUGCAUGGGCGGCCUCUCGUGUAGCUGAUACAAUGCAAGUUAUCACACUGUUGGACUUCUAAAGGGGGGGGGGGGUAAUAAAUUAUUUCCAGCCCUUAUUUUUCAUUUCAAUAUACCCCUUCAAGUGCAAUUGAUCAUGGUCAUGAUAGGCCAAUGCAGGGACAUUAAAAAAAGAAAAUUUCUCGAGACGUUAAAAUACUUUCUCCAAUCGUACUAGACGUCCCGACAACCUUUUAAUAUUGGUCAUUAGAUUCGGUUAGAUUCGGAGUAUUCUUCUUGGACGUUUCCAGCACGUUUUUGAUAGCUUUAGUAGUAAAAUAGCUAUCAAAUCUGACGAUCACAUGCAAUAAAUAAUUAUCAGCAUGACUGUCUACAAUUAUACUAAUCAUAAGUAUAACGAUUGUAAAACAUUUACAUAAAAAACGUGUUUGAGUAAAGAGACAGAGAUCAAACAUCACCUAAUGUCAUAUUCAUACCAAUUAUGAAGUGCUCUUUAUUUGUUAAUAAAUGUAAAUGUGUUGAUCACAUCUCAUUACA